AUGGUGGAAAGCUCUGUUUCCAUGGCGCUUUCCGAUUUCUACGCCAUUAACAGUCAUUACACAAAAAGACUCUCUCUCUCAUUCAGAGAUUCCCAUGGAGACCCUCUCGUUGCUCUCUCUUCAGGUUUUGCGAAUGAAACAGCUUUGGAUCUGCUGCAAAAUGUAGGAGUUGAAGCGAUUAUCGGAGGAUUAGGGAUGAUGGGGAGAUUAGGGAUGAUGGGUGAAGGGUUUGUUUGGAUCCUCACUGCCAARAGCAUCAACAGUUUCCAUGAGAACACUGAUGAUUUUGUAAAGGAGGCAAUGGAAGGUGUGGUUGGUUUCAAGUCUUACAUUCCAAUGUCUAAAGAGCUUCAUGAUUUCACUUGGAGAUGGAUAAAAUCACUGCCUGUUGAAGAAAAUGUUGGAUUAGCAGAGAUGACUCGGUUAAGCAUCUCUGGCGUAUGGGCUCAUGAUAUCGCUUGUGCUCUUGCGAGAGCAGCGGAAGUAGUUGCUAGUAUGUCGAGUGUAUCAUCAACUCUCCUUGAGGCAAUCACAGAGACUAGUUUUAAGGGUUUGAGUGGCGACUUCCAGUUAGUCGAUAAGAAGUUGUUGUCGAACAAGUUUGAGAUAGUGAAUAUGGUAGGAUCAGGUGAGAGAGGGGUAGGAUUUUGGAAUUCUAAUGGUAGUUUCAGCAAUAGAAGACAUCUAUCUUCUACACAUAACGAGCUGGAUACCAUAAUUUGGCCCGGUGGGUCAGCUCAAAGUCCGAAAUGGCGCAAUGAAAGAGAAGGCAAGAGCAAAAAGCUGAGGGUUUUGGUUACAUCAAGCAACAGAUUUCCAAGAUUGAUGAAGUACAUACGUUGGCUCAAUGGGAGUGACUAUGACAAUCUUGCAUAUGCACUUUAUACCCAGAAAGACAAAUAUGAUGCAGCGGUGGGAGAUACUACAAUCACUCCGAAUAGAAUGAAGUAUGCUGAUUUUACGAUACCAUUCACUGAAAUGGGUCUUGGAAUUGUUGCUCCAAAGGAGACAAGUAUGUGGGUGUUCUUCAGACCUCUAACACCAGAUCUUUGGAUAACAAGUGCAGCUUUCUUUGCCUUGACGGGCAUUAUAGUUUGGCUCAUAGAAAGAUCUGAGAACACCGAGUUCCAGGGAUCUUGGUCCCAGCAGAUUGGAGUUAUGCUAUGGUAUGGCUUCUCUACCCUCGUUUAUGCUCACAGGGAGAGGCUAAAACACAACUUAUCUAGAUUUGUAGUUACGGUUUGGGUAUUUGCAGUGCUCAUAUUGACUACAAGUUACAAUGCAACAUUGACAUCAAUAAUGACGGUGCAAGAGAUACGACUCAACUCAAACAAAGACUACGUGGGUCACCUUUCGGGCUCCCUCAUCGCAAGUGCAGUCCUCACCAAUUCCAGCCUACGAAUGUUCCAAAAGGGCCAUGAGUUGGUGUCGCACGUGUCACGGGAAAUAUCCAUUUUAAGGACGAGCGAGAGGCUAAACGAGAUGGAGAAAAGAUGGUUUAAUAAGCAAUUCCCAUACGCAACCGGUGAUACGGCAGAUCCUAAAUCCCUUUACAUGUUCCGCGGAUUGUUUAUGGUCACUGGAGUUUCUUUCGCUUUCGCUAUUACAGUACUUGUCCGAGACAAAUGGAAAGUUCUUGUGAACUCAGACAUUUCAAGAUCCUCCUCGCAGAAACUUUCCUUUCAAAUCGCAUCGAUGAUGCCAUUGGCGAGAAUAUGGUUCAAAUGGCUCAACAUAACUAACAAAUAG
This is a messenger RNA of Arabis nemorensis, 1749 nucleotides long. The record is from the annotation of a GenBank genome assembly. NCBI's taxonomy places the organism in Eukaryota, Viridiplantae, Streptophyta, Magnoliopsida, Brassicales, Brassicaceae.